Molecule: messenger RNA, 282 nt
Organism: Clunio marinus
Lineage: Eukaryota; Metazoa; Arthropoda; Insecta; Diptera; Chironomidae
Source: the annotation of a GenBank genome assembly
AUGCAACCACAGUCGGCAUCAACAGUCAACGACUAUGCAGUUUUUAAUUUCCUCGUGACAUUUGAUUUCAUCGUUCUUGGAAAUGUUGAAAAGAUGUUGUUGAAAUUCGAUGCAUUAAAUAUGAAUGAAAAAAAAGGGAGAAAUUUACGAUCUGACAUGGUCGUUUUCAAUUGCCAUCUUUUUGUUAUGGCAUUAAAAUUAAAUGAAAGACAAACGACCUUGCUUGCACACGAGUUAUGGGAAAGCCAAGAAAGAAAAAAAGAAAAUGUUGAAUCAACAUAA